Molecule: messenger RNA, 3111 nt
Organism: Cydia strobilella
Lineage: Eukaryota; Metazoa; Arthropoda; Insecta; Lepidoptera; Tortricidae
Product: germ cell nuclear acidic protein-like
Exons: 9
Coding region: 97-1767 (556 amino acids)
Cellular component (GO): nucleus
Source: RefSeq, a predicted model, not a curated record
ACUCACAAAAGUAACGGCCGCAAUAUCUUCAAGCAUGAAAUAAUUUAUUUAUUUUAUUUCUUUUUUACUUUUCACGCACUUCUUAGUAGUAACAAAAUGGAAAAAACAAAGAAGACACAAGUCAGAACCCGCUUCAAUAAACUGUCAUUAAAGAAAAACAAGACGAAGCUUGAGAAUAAACCCAACCGAAGUUCUGAUGUAUUUAUUCUAGACGACUCCUUUGAUAGAUUAAAGCUGGACUUCCCUCGUAUACAAUCUACACCUAAACUUGAAUCGCCAAUAGUUAUAAAUGACUCGGACGAAUUUGAAUGUGACUUACCAAAAGAGGUGAAACAACCCAGCAAAGCUGGUAAUGUUUCCUUUAACCGCUCCAACGAAUCUCCUCUACGAGAGAAUUUAAAAUUAAGACCCAGUAUAGGAGGGUGGUCUCCGGCCCAACAAAUACUAUGUGCCACGCCGAGAACCGAACCUGUACCCUCAACGCCCAAAGACAAAGCCAACGAGUCGCUAGAAAUGUGCUCCAUAAAGAAAAUACAUCAGUCCCAAAAGAAAUUACUUGACGACAUUUACGGAGAAGUAUGGAAGUCCAUACCGACUUUAUUUAAAACUGUAUCACAUAAAAAUGACAUCAAUGGAAUCUCAAAGAAACUAAACUUUAACGAUGAUGAUGAUGACAGUGAUAAGGAAAAUAUUCAUGUAAGAAUAAAAAAGACCAAAGAACUAUAUUUGACAGAUUCCGAUAGAAAACAUAUAACUAAAGUUGCAGAAGGAGAGAAAUCAUCAAAGAAGAAAUUAUUUACAGAAAAAAAUGCCACACCACAGCCGACUGUCAAAAAGACUGAGAAGCCGGCUGUCAAGAGAAAUGUUAACUCGACUGUCAAGAAGAAACUACCGCCUGGUAAAUCAGUGACAGAAUUAGUGAAGUAUUUAGAAGAAGACGAGGACAGUUUAGUGAAGCGGUUUGAUAAUGUUGCUGUUACUCCGGACAACGUUAAGAGACUGACUUUUAUGGGAUCUUUGGCAGAUUUCAACGUCCCGUCGUGGCGGUGUCAUCCCGAAGCGUUUCAAUAUCGGGACAACUACAAGAAUCUUCGUGAGCAACUCACGCGCAGGUUAUUCGAGGAAUUCAACAGGGUGGUUUUCAACAACGCCCUCGACAAUGACCUGCCGAUCGUGUGGGACAGCAAACUUAGAAGUACCGCUGGUACAACAACAAACCGCCUAGUCAAAACAUCGCGAGGCGACCGAACCCGCACUUCCUCAAUAAAACUAUCAGUUAAAGUACUGGACACUCCACAACGGGUCCGAGACACUCUUAUACACGAGCUGUGCCACGCUGCGACAUGGCUGGUGGACUCGGAACUCAGGGCUGGACACGGACCGCUGUGGAAGAAAUGGGCGUCCCGCGCUAUUAAAGCCAUCCCCGAGUUGGGCGACAUCUCGCGCUGUCACGACAUGGAGAUACACUUCAAAUACACAUACAAGUGCACCAAGUGCGGCUAUAGCAUCCAACGCCACUCCAAAUCCAUAGACAUAACCAAGAAAUGCUGCGGCUACUGCCGCGGAACAUUCGAGAUCAUAGUCAACAAGAAGACGAAAGACGGCCAUGUUGUGUCCACACCGGCGCGCAAGGGCGGCGCGAACGAAUUCGCGAUGUACGUGAAAGAGAACUAUGGGACGAUGAAGGAAGGGAAAACCCAUGCGCAAGUUAUGAAAAUCUUGGGAGAACAGUUUUCGGCUAAGAAGAAACCUAAGGAAGCUACUUAACCCCUCAAUCUCCAUUGAUCCAAAAUUCUCAGGCAAAAAUCGACCUAGAAGUUGGAAGUUUAGACAUCUCUAAACUUUAAACUGCCUUUGUUGACCCGAUAUUGCAGAGGAGCGAGUGAUAAGCUGUUUGUAUAAUUUUUGAUUUCCAAGAUACCUCCUUAAAAAAAUUACAGUUCCAUUGCCCAAUCUACUAGACAAUAUGCUACCAAAACCAACCAGAUUUUGUAGUAGAUUGGGGAAUCGGAAUGGCCUUUUUUUCGUUUUAUACCCCGUUUUUUUAUGAUUAGAAUUUUUCUAUCCUCAAAAGUAGUGAUAAUUAAUUUUUUCUUCCGAAAUGCUAGGGUACCUAUGAUAUCUAAUAUUGCGGUGCCAAUAUAUUUAUGUAAACGACACCAUAAUUUAGUGCCAUAGUUACACAGAUGUAAUUUUGGAGGUUAUACAAUUAAUUUCUACUACUACUUCACGUCGGGGCCGUAAGAGCUUGCUCUCUUCUAUAAGAUUUCUAACUGAAAAAAACGAGGUAUAUAUUUACUUUAGUUUCCAUGUCAAAGAGCUACUUUUUGUACAGAUUUCGACAUUAUUACCUAUACUGUAGUCAAAUGGGGUAAAUGGGGACAGUUGGAGUAACAAUGGACAAAGGAAAUAUUCCGUAAUUAUAUAAACGUGGUUGACAGGAGUGUACUUUUUACAAUCUUUGAAUCAUGAUUUAUCAGACAAUUUUUCAACUAGCUAACAUUUAUUAAUUUGAACAUACCUACUCAAAAAACGUGGUCUUUAUUUACCCCAUCUGUCCCAGUUACCCGAUUUGACGGUAUUGACUUGUAUAAUAUAUUUUGCAACUUAUCUCGUGUGUUUUGAGAUAUUAACACUUUCUAUAAGGUAAGUAUACAUUAGUUUGUUUAAUGUAUUUUUGUAAGACAGUUCUCCGGAAGACUGAAUUUAGAUAUUUGUACAUAACUUGAUUAUAUUAAUUAAAAUAUAAUUGCAAUUUCGAAUAAUUGUGUGAAUUUUACACCUGAUGUAUUUUUUUUCGGCGGUACGUAAAUAAUACAAAAUAAAGAACAGAUAUAUCCGGGUUAUUGCCACUAGUUACCACUAACUUGGGAAUUAUUUUUCUCAGAUGUUACAACUGGUAACAACUUGGUGGUAACUAGUGGGAAUAAUUGGCUUAUCCUUUACAAUCUUUACAAGUACGCCUUACGACUGUUACCUAGGUACCAAUUGGCGUUGAAAAUAUUUAAUAAUAUUUGUGUUACGUACGCUUGUUAAUUUAGAAAAGUGAUUUUAUAAUAAAAUUUACACGAGUUUUACUGUUAUAAAUGUGAUUAUGUUUAGUAUAACAAA